Debaryomyces hansenii CBS767 is the source of this 1308-nucleotide messenger RNA. RefSeq names its product ATP-dependent RNA helicase (gene SUB2). Lineage: Eukaryota; Fungi; Ascomycota; Pichiomycetes; Serinales; Debaryomycetaceae. The record is from RefSeq and is a predicted model, not a curated record. Gene Ontology annotation, molecular function: RNA binding; RNA helicase activity; ATP binding. Gene Ontology annotation, biological process: mRNA splicing, via spliceosome; mRNA export from nucleus. Bases 1 to 1308 code for a protein of 435 amino acids. The transcript is spliced from 2 exons.
AUGUCACACGAAGGACAAGAAGAGUUAUUAGACUACUCGGAUUCUGAAGAAAUCGCCGUCCCAACCACCACAGCACCAAGUGCUGCUGCUGGUGAAGGCGCCAACGACAAAGAAGCUGAUAAAAAGGGUUCUUAUGUUGGUAUUCAUGCCACUGGUUUCAGAGAUUUCUUAUUGAAACCAGAAUUAUUGAGAGCCAUUGGAGACUGUGGUUUCGAACAUCCUUCAGAAGUUCAACAAGUUUGUAUCCCACAAUCUAUUUUAGGUACUGACGUUUUAUGUCAAGCCAAGUCUGGUUUAGGUAAGACUGCAGUUUUCGUUUUAUCUACCUUACAGCAAUUAGACCCAGUUCCAGGUGAAAUUUCUACUUUGGUUAUCUGUCACACUAGAGAAUUGGCUUACCAAAUCCGUAACGAAUAUGCCCGUUUUUCUAAAUAUAUGCCAGAUGUUAAGACUGAAGUUUUCUACGGUGGUACCCCAAUUACCAGAGAUUUAGAAAAAUUGAAGAACAAAGAUACUUGUCCUCAUAUUGUCGUUGCUACUCCUGGUAGAUUACACGCUUUAGUCACCGAAAAGUCCAUUCGUUUAAACAACAUCAAGUCUUUUGUUAUUGAUGAAUGUGACAAAGUUUUGGAAGCUGUUGACAUGAGAAGAGACGUUCAAGACAUUUUCCGUAACACUCCUCACCAAAAACAAGUUAUGAUGUUCUCUGCUACUUUAUCUCAAGAAAUCCGUCCAGUUUGUAAGAAAUUUAUGCAAAACCCAUUGGAAAUUUAUGUUGAUGAUGAAGCUAAGUUGACCUUACACGGUUUACAGCAAUACUAUAUUAAGUUAGAUGAAAAGGAAAAGAAUAGAAAGUUGUCUGAUUUGUUAGAUUCUUUAGAAUUCAAUCAAGUCAUUAUCUUUGUCAGAUCUACCCAGAGAGCUAAUGAAUUAAACAAAUUAUUAUGUUCUUCUAAUUUCCCAUCUAUUGCUGUUCAUUCCGGUUUACCACAAGAGGAAAGAAUUGAAAGAUACAAGUCUUUCAAGGAAUUCAACAAGCGUAUCUGUGUUUCUACUGAUGUCUUUGGUAGAGGUAUUGAUAUCGAAAGAAUUAACUUGGCCAUUAACUACGAUUUACCAAACGAAGCUGACCAGUACUUACACAGAGUUGGUAGAGCUGGUAGAUUCGGUACUAAAGGUUUAGCUGUUUCAUUAGUUUCGACCAAGGAUGACGAAGAAGUCUUAGAAAAAAUUCAAUCUAGAUUCGAUGUUAAAAUUACUGAGUUCCCAGAAGAAGGUGUUGAUCCAUCUACUUAUAUGAACACUUAG